GCCGGUAGAUCAACUCGGGAAGGUCGAUUGAAGCCCUUUUAGCCGACAAACAUGAUGUCCCUUGCCGCCCGUUCGGGUGCAUUUCCCCCUUACCUUCUAACUACAAAUCAUGCCGUGGCAGGUCCACUGAAGGCUUUGAUUCCGGGCGUCGUCACGAAGAGCGAUAAACUCUUGAUGGACACAAAAAAACCGUUCCUGUGUCGCGAGUCCUUGUCUAGCCAGAGCGCUAAAUCCGGGCUUGCCGUGUCCGUCAGCAUCAACGCUCUCUGUGGAGUGCGUUUCGCCCACACAGACAUCAAGGUCCCUGAUUUCUCUGACUACCGUCGGCCUGAAGUUUUGGACCCAAAGAAGUCCUCACAAGAGAGUGGUGAGGCCCGGCGGGCCUUCUCUUAUCUGAUCACAGGUUCCACUGCUGUGAUUGGAGUCUACACUGCCAAGACAGUCGUCACACAAUUUGUCUCCUCCAUGAGUGCCUCAGCUGACGUGCUGGCUUUGUCUAAGAUUGAAAUUAAGCUAUCAGACAUCCCUGAGGGUAAGAACAUGACCUUCAAAUGGAGAGGGAAGCCCCUGUUUGUCCGCCAUAGAACAGAAAAGGAGAUCGCAGUUGAGGCUGAUGUUAAUCUUGCUGAGCUUCGAGACCCCCAGCAUGACAAAGACCGAGUUUUGAACCCAUCCUGGGUAAUCGUCAUCGGUGUGUGCACCCACCUUGGCUGCGUGCCCAUCGCUAAUGCUGGUGACUAUGGUGGCUAUUAUUGCCCCUGCCACGGCUCACAUUACGAUGCAUCUGGUCGCAUUAGAAAAGGACCCGCUCCACUCAAUCUGGAGGUGCCUUUCUAUGAGUUCCCAGACGAUGAAACAGUGAUCGUAGGAUAAAGGAAAGGACUAUGCUCCAAAACUAUGAUCAACACUGAAUCUGUUCUUUCCUGGUCUGUUUUUGCCCAUCUUGUUUCAGACACAAAUUAUCUACAUUGACUAAGUGGUUAAGAAAGUUUAAUUGUAAGAAAUAAAUGUGUAUUUUAUCUUCUAGAAAGCCUCCGUAAGUGUUAUUUAUUCAGGCUCAACAUAUAAAUCAAGUUUUCUUGACAAUUACAUGGGAUGGUUGUUUUAUGCAAUGUAGGUAAUCCACAUAAGGAGGAAAUUAGAUCUCCGCUAUAGACUCAUAAUAUGAAGAGAAAAAUGUCAAAGCCUUGGAAAUUUUUUAACCGCAGAAACUCAUAAGGGAUGGUUGCAGCAGGGUAUUUUUCAUUUGUAGGUGAACAAAAUGUAAUUACUUCAGCAGAACUCCAGCAAUGAUACAAUGUUCAAGGUGACAGAUUGCUGUGAUACUGUGAAACAUACUUUUUUCACAAGAAUAAAUUCACAAGCAGUGAUGAUUGUUACGAUUUUUUGAUUAUAGCUAGAUUUUAUAGGAACCUAAGUACAGCAAAUAUAAAAUAUUUAUUGAUUUUUAAAAUAUACUUGCAUAAUCUAUUCCUAAUAAACUGUGAGAAGAAAGAGCUCUAAGAUGUAAACUGAAUAAAAGCUUCACACAAACAAUAUAAACUUCACAUUUUUAAAGGCCUUUUUAGGGACACAUAUUAGCUCCCAAAAUUACACCUAAAACUUAAACAGAUCACCAGAAUGUGACUAGUAUUAGAAUGCUGCAAAUAUAAAGUAAAACUUGAUAAAGAUAAUGAAUUGUAAGCUUAAGAAAAUUCAAACAGUCUUAACAUCAAAACUGCAGAUAUUAAUGUUUCACUACUAAUUUAGAAAUUUCCAUCACCUCGUCCAGAUUUAUCUAGAGUAAAAGUGUUUUUUUGUUUGUUUUUUUUUAUUAAUAUAGAGGCAUCAUAUGGUGCUGGAGGUUCAAAUCUGUACAUCUGCUGUGCCUAGGGGAAAGUAGAGAAAAUGUGCAUACCUCUCAUGCUGUCUUAACAUGAGCAGUAGUGAUUAAGGAAGUUAAACCUGGCCAACAUGGCUGUCAUUCCCAGACUUCAUUGAGUAAACCAUCCAUGAAUAGAAGUACUUGAUGUCUCUCUUGAUAGAGCAAAGGAGAGACAAGUAAUGCUUUAAUGCUCUCAAGUUUAGUUUUUUGUUUAAUCAAGGUUCUAUUCACACUUUGUUAGAAGGGAUGAAUUGAUGCUGUGUUCAUUUGUGCAACACCUGUUGUACAACCUCAUUUUACAAAAAAAUAUUAAACAGAUGGUUAAGAUUCGAAAUG
Molecule: messenger RNA, 2200 nt
Organism: Xyrauchen texanus (razorback sucker)
Lineage: Eukaryota; Metazoa; Chordata; Actinopteri; Cypriniformes; Catostomidae
Product: cytochrome b-c1 complex subunit Rieske, mitochondrial-like
Exons: 2
Coding region: 52-873 (273 amino acids)
Biological process (GO): mitochondrial electron transport, ubiquinol to cytochrome c
Cellular component (GO): membrane
Molecular function (GO): 2 iron, 2 sulfur cluster binding; quinol-cytochrome-c reductase activity
Source: RefSeq, a predicted model, not a curated record